GUGUCUUCCCCGGAAAUCAACAACAUCCACAAUUCCUGGCUGCAAGAAUCACAAUGUCCUACUACUUCACCAUCCUCUCGCCCACCGACGUCCCCCUCUUCAACAUCGCCUUCGGCACCUCCAAAUCCGGCGGCGAUGGCAUCGCCCGCUUCCGCUUCCCGGACACCGCCCAGUACAUGAACCAGUUCAUCAUCCACUCGAGCUUGGAUAUGGUCGAGGAGGCGCAGUGGAUGAACGGGAAUAUGUACCUCAAACACAUCGACACCUACCCGCCGGCCUCAGCCUACAUCUCCGCCUUCCUCACCCCAUCCGGCGCCCGCUUCCUGCUGCUGCACCAGCCGCCCCACGCCGCGGGCCCGAAUGCGAACGCCGGCGGUGGUGGUGGUGGUGGUGGUGGCAUCGGGGGCAGCUCGUCGAUCCUGGGCGGCUCGUUCGCGGCGGGCUCGUCGGCGGCGCGCGCCUCGGCCAGCUCCAUCGCCGCCAACCCCACCAGCCCCCAGACCGAGGAGGCCGUGCGCCAGUUCAUGGCCGAGGUCUAUGAGAACUACGUCAAGACGGUCAUGAAUCCGUUCUAUCGGCAGGGGAUGGAGAUCCGGAGUGCUGUGUUUCGGUCCAGGGUUACGGCGGCGGGGCGGAAGUGGUUGUAAUCUGUUCGCGGUUGUUCAGGGGGGCCGCCGGGGGUUGGUUUGAGAGUGAUAGUGGUGGAGGGAUUAGAUGUGUUGGUUGGUGUUGGCGUUAGGUUUUGUGGUUUUUCUGCUUCUGAUGAUACCAGGGCUUAUUUGCCAU
Molecule: messenger RNA, 786 nt
Organism: Aspergillus japonicus CBS 114.51
Lineage: Eukaryota; Fungi; Ascomycota; Eurotiomycetes; Eurotiales; Aspergillaceae
Product: TRAPP subunit TRS20
Exons: 2
Coding region: 54-647 (197 amino acids)
Biological process (GO): endoplasmic reticulum to Golgi vesicle-mediated transport
Cellular component (GO): cytoplasm; nucleus; TRAPP complex
Source: RefSeq, a predicted model, not a curated record